Molecule: messenger RNA, 984 nt
Organism: Dissoconium aciculare CBS 342.82
Lineage: Eukaryota; Fungi; Ascomycota; Dothideomycetes; Mycosphaerellales; Dissoconiaceae
Exons: 5
Coding region: 1-984 (327 amino acids)
Molecular function (GO): hydrolase activity
Source: RefSeq, a predicted model, not a curated record
AUGGUGGACGUUGGCUACAUGGGUACUCUGCCGGGCACAAACUUGCAUACAAAUAGUGGCAGAUCUAGAUCCAAAUCUGGCGCCAGCAGAUCGUUAAACGUCUUUACGUGCCCUUCGAAUCAACAAGCUUCUUCACCUCACCAUCAUGAUAUCCCCUCUCUGAAUUCAGCUCCUCCCAGGAGUGCUCAUUCAAGCGACUAUCCUGCCAUCCCGCGCUUCAGCGCUACCUCCGACGCCGACUCUCAAAUCGACCUGCUACUCGGGCGUUUACGUCGUGUACCCGGAGGAUACCGAUGUCAGCAAGUCGGUUCCAUCGGCGUCGCGGAUGCACAAAGAUUGACUACCAGCUACCAUGCGGCAUGCCCGAAGAACAAGAUUGUCCUGAUGGGCUACUCUCAGGGUGCUAUCGUGUCAGGCAGUGCUCUGGCUGGAGGCCCGGCUUAUGUUCCCAUCUUUGGAUCGACUGGAGCAGGUCAUGCGGCGUUGGAUAGUGAGAUUGGAGAUAGCAUCUUCGCGAUCCUUCAAUUCGGCGAUUUGAACUGUAUUCAGGUUUGGGUCUUGAAGGCGAGGUAUCGGACAAGCCAUGCCUCACAGACUCGGUUGGUUAAACGCUUCUUACGUAUAGGAUACAUUCGUCGUCUCUCCAGUGAAUCAUCACCCAAGAACGGUCCACAGGCGUACCCACGAAACGGCUCUGCUGAGGUGGACUGGCGAUACUACAGCAACAAGAUUGAUGACUUCUGCGCAAAUUCUGAGGGUUCUUGGUGCAAGAACAAGUUAACCUCUUCGCCCACUUGGGAUAUUAUACUAAGGAGAAUGCGGAGGCGGCUAGUAACUCUGUGUUGGGCAAGCUCAAUGGCACUCUGUGAAAGCCGCUAUCGUCUGGAUGUUUACGAAGCCCCGAUGAAUGACAUGUCGCCUUUGUAUUGCGAGAGGAGGGCGUUUCUCAAGGAGUUGCACGCAUCGGGCAUGACUCCGCCAUGA